Aureobasidium subglaciale EXF-2481 is the source of this 3123-nucleotide messenger RNA. RefSeq lists its product as uncharacterized. Gene Ontology annotation, cellular component: chromatin. Bases 1 to 3123 code for a protein of 1040 amino acids. Lineage: Eukaryota; Fungi; Ascomycota; Dothideomycetes; Dothideales; Saccotheciaceae. The record is from RefSeq and is a predicted model, not a curated record. Gene Ontology annotation, molecular function: DNA-binding transcription factor activity, RNA polymerase II-specific; zinc ion binding; RNA polymerase II cis-regulatory region sequence-specific DNA binding. The transcript is spliced from 2 exons. Gene Ontology annotation, biological process: DNA-templated transcription; regulation of transcription by RNA polymerase II.
AUGAGAUCAAAAACAACCAACGCACCUCAGCGUCGACAGGGCACGGUCAAAUCCAAUGAGCCGCACGAAACACCUGCCGACGAGGAAAGUAACACCGCUCGGCCUGCUAAAAGAAAAAGGACUGCUAGCAAGCCCAGGGACAAGAGAUAUGAAUGUCCUCAAGAAGGCUGCGACAAGAGUUACUCACGUGCUGAGCAUCUCUACAGACACCAGCUAAAUCAUGCUCCAAAGCAGAUAUUCAAUUGUGAUUUCGAGGGCUGUGAUCGCCAUUUUGUCCGCCAGGACCUUUGUGCAAGACAUAGGGAGAGGCACACCAAAGAGAACUCACACCUAUAUCGCCGAGAUGCUUUCAAGCAUGGCAAGCUCCGAUCAUCUAAUGCUGUCGAGGUCCAACAAGGAUUGUCCCCCAACGACCGACCGACAACAUCCACUUCAAGUUCGGAUAGCCCUGCGCCACGAGAUGUUGAGCCAGCAACCAUUUCCGAACCGCACGAGCCUGUGCUCAACUUCAACCCGAUGGUCCUUGAUCCCCGUCUGGCCGACGAAGGCGGCUUCAACUCCACUAUACCAUCGGCUUCUUUCUCUUCAGCGCUAGGUAAUGGCCAUUAUGAGCAUGCUUCGAACUCUAUGAGCGAGUCUAUAGCGUCCGGGCUGGUCUCCCAUAUGAGGCACGCAGACAAUUCUGGGAUUCUAGCAGCUCCAGGGGCUAUGAAUGGUCGUGCCAACGAUGCACGCCACGCGGGGAACAACGCGAUGUUUGCUCGACCCAACAUACCCCCAACGCUCUCCAUGGAUAUGUAUCAUCUCAACUCAACGCAGAAUAUGUUCACACCGCUCGGCAAUGCUUCAGGAGCUUACUUACCUCAACCCUAUCCCUCGCCGACCAAUGGGUCGAGUCUUAGAUCGCCACCAGCAUUUAACAAUCUGCCUAAUUCAUCGCAAUCUAUCACCCCAUACAGUGCGCAGGUGUCUUCGCCAGUUGGCAUCAGGUCAGAUUCUGUGACUUCAUAUCUUUCCAAAGGGGGCCUACAUCAUUACCAGAGCAUGAGCUUCCACGAUCCUGUAACAAUCAACAACUUACCGGCAGGUACCACUGUUCCAGUCUUCAACGAGAACUACGGGCCAUCCCCUUCAGAGAUACCUGGUGCGGAGUUCAUCAGCUGGCUCUUUGAAGGAGACCAGACCGCAGUAUUUUCACCACAUACGCAAGCAUCAUACAGCCAAGCUUCAAUGUCGCAUAUACCACUUGAGAGCAUGCAAUCAUCGAAUAGUCAGAUAUACCUCGAACCUCUGGUUCGUCCGAAAUCGGUCGCAAAGACUGAACAAGAUAGCGUUCAGCCGGAGUGUGUUCUCUCGGAACAUCGUAGGCAGCGGCUUUUAGAUCUGAUAAGCUCCGAGUUCAGAGACGGCAGACAUAUCCAUGUGACUGCGCAAAGGGAGAAGACCUUGAGCGGCGACCACAACGAAGACACACAUGUGUUGAGCUUGCGAAUGAUGCAAGUAUUCUGCAGCUCGUUCUGGCUUCACAUACACCCACAAUUACCGAUUUUGCACAGACCUACGUUUUCUGCGGAAACCUGUCCGGACCUCUUACUCAUAGCCAUGAUGACACUAGGAGCAUCUUGUCUGGAGCCGUCCUAUGGUUAUGAGGUUACUCAGGAAUCCGCCGAACUAGCCUCAUUUCUUGCAUGGCAUACUCGCCGGAUGAUCUUCGAAGAUCCGGACUUCCUACCUCCUGCAAAACUCUGGAUCUUCCAAGCCUUGUUGCUAUUAGAAGUUUUCGAGAAGAUGUUCUCCACCACGACGCUUCACCAAAGAGCACACGUACAUCAUUGCACAACCCUCACUCUGAUGAGGCGAGGUAGCUCCUUAGUAGGACGAGCGGCACUGGAUUUUGCACCCUACGAUGUUGACCCAACCAGGACUCCUCCAGGGCCGAACGGCUCUGUCAACACCUGUGGCAGGAACACAAAGGAUGAGUGGUGGAACAACUGGAUUAGCAACGAGGCUACGCGGAGAACGGCCUUCGCAGCAUUCAUCAUUGAUACUACCCAUGCGACCAUGUUUGGUCACGCAGCCGUGAUGGUCGCCCAUGAGAUGCGUAUCCCUCUGCCAUGCGAUGAGGCGCUAUGGGCUGCUCAAAAUGGGAGCGAGGUACGCAGUCUUGAGCACAGCCUUGCUCUCAGUGGUUAUAGACCGAUGAGCUUUCUUGAAGCGUUGAAGAAAACGCUCAACAGUCAACAUGUGCAGACCAAUACCUUUGGCCGGGUUACUAUCAUGGCAGGUCUCAUGAGUGUAAGCUGGCACAUGAGGAUGCAAGAUGUUAGAGCAAGUUCGAUCGGGGUUGGAAAGCAAGGAAGCUGGAGUGCUCAGCUGGCUUCUGCUUGUGACUUCUGGAGGCGUGAUUUCGAUGCUUCCUUGGCUCAGUCGUCGUCCAAUCUACCGGUAUACUUGUAUGACCGGAUGUUGAGCGACGUUAUGGAUAAGGAGGAGGUCUUCGAAUCUCGUACUGUGCUACAUCACCUUGCCCGAAUGGCAAUGUAUGUGGACAUUGUUGACUGCCAAAUCCUUGCUGGAGCAAAACGCUCACUGGGACGCGUGAUUACGGUCAACGAUCAUGCGGCAGCUUCAAAAAAGUUGCGAGAAACCUGGGCUCCAUCUCACGGUGCUCGUGAUGCAGUGUUCUAUGCGCUACGCUUUUUGUCAGCCGUACUAUUACCGGAGAGCGACGGCGCCUCUGGACCACAAUAUAAUGCACAAGGACUUGCAUACUCAGCUCGUGACGACAAUCUGCUCAAUCGGCCUUGGGUGCUCUAUUUUGCUGCACUAGUUGUAUGGACUUAUGGCUUCUGCUUGGACGGACCUAUAGCACCGCCGUUACCGACAUACACCCUCAGGACACCCGAGAUCCAAUUCAGGGACUUGCGCGGCUUUCUUCGCCGCGUUGGAGGGGUCAAAUCGGCCGAUGACUUGCAGCUCGUCAAGCACAGAAACGGAUGUUUGGGAUUGUUGAUGCUCCUGAAAGAGAUCUUCGGUAAGACUAGAUGGGAACUACUUCAUGAGGCGAGUGAUAUGCUGGGAAAUUGCAUCGAGCUGCUCAUGCCUGGCAUAUCGAAUAUUUGA